This is a messenger RNA of Aspergillus aculeatinus CBS 121060, 895 nucleotides long. Its product is annotated as SDR family NAD(P)-dependent oxidoreductase. NCBI's taxonomy places the organism in Eukaryota, Fungi, Ascomycota, Eurotiomycetes, Eurotiales, Aspergillaceae. Gene Ontology annotation, molecular function: oxidoreductase activity, acting on the CH-OH group of donors, NAD or NADP as acceptor. The coding region runs from base 19 to 828 and encodes 269 amino acids. The record is from RefSeq and is a predicted model, not a curated record. The transcript has a single exon.
AUCUCCACACAUCACAUCAUGCUCCGCUUAGACGGCAAAGUCGUCCUGAUCACCGGCCUGGGCCAAACCACCGAGGAAGGCUGGGGCAUCGGGGCGGCCAUCGCCGCCAAACUGGCCCAGCAGGGCGCCCUCAUCUACGGCGGAAACCGCUCGCUCGCCUCCGCGCAACGCACCAAGUCCCGCAUCGAGGAGGCCGGCGGCGUGUGCGAUGUCCAGGAGACCAACGUCACCGACUCCGCCUCCGUACAAGCGCUGGUCGACGCCUGCAUGCGCAAGCACGGUCGUAUCGACAUCCUCGUCAACAACGUCGGCAAGUCCGAGCCGGGGGGUCCGGCCACCAUGGCCGAAGACGUCUGGGACGCGCAGGUGGAGCUGAAUCUCAAGAGCAUCUAUCUGACCUGUCACCAUGUCUUGCCGAUCAUGGAGAAGCAAGCGACCGGGGGAUCGGUCGUCAAUGUGUCGAGCAUUGCGGGGCUGCGGUACAUCGGCAAGCCGCAGGUCGCGUACUCGGCCACCAAGGCGGCGAUCAUGCAGUUCACCAAGGCGACGGCGGUCAUCUAUGCGGCCAGGAAGGUGCGGUUGAACACGGUGGUGCCGGGGCUGAUCUAUACCCCGUACACGCAGCAACUGGCGAAGCGGUAUGCGCCCGGCGGGGAUGAGGAGGAGUACAUGCGGAAGCGGGACGCACAGGUGCCCAUGGGUCGCAUGGGCGAUGCCUGGGAUGUAGCCAAUGCGGCGGUCUUCCUUGCCUCGGAUGAGGCCCGGUAUAUCACGGGGCAGGAAUUGGUGGUAGAUGGAGGCAUCACCUCGUCAACGGGGAGAGUGUGAGUGAGAUUCGAUGUAAAAUAGAUGGUUGCGGAUAAUCAUUGCUGGCUUGAAGUUCUCUGAAAUUAUU